Molecule: messenger RNA, 1821 nt
Organism: Topomyia yanbarensis
Lineage: Eukaryota; Metazoa; Arthropoda; Insecta; Diptera; Culicidae
Product: cytochrome P450 4C1-like
Exons: 4
Coding region: 53-1591 (512 amino acids)
Molecular function (GO): monooxygenase activity; iron ion binding; heme binding
Source: RefSeq, a predicted model, not a curated record
GCUCUUGUGGAUUGGUUGUGGAAAACCCAAAGGGUGAAAAUCUUGAAACGCAAUGGAUUUUUCUAUAAAUUAUUGGUUAUUUAUUGUUGGCUUGUUACUGCUGGUGAUUUUUGUUCUGGACCUGAUGAACAAAAGAGGACGAAUGUUUCGUGCAAUAAAUAAAUUUGCAGGUCCACCGACUCGACCGCUUAUUGGGACAUUGUGUGAAAUCUUGUUUCUAAAUCAAGCGAAAACAUUUCAGUGUGCACGUGGUUGGGCCAAGAAGUACGGCGGAUCAUACCGAUUCUGGUGGAACGAUUGGUUCUGUGUGCUAAAUGUAGUGCGAGUGCGUGAAGCUGAAUCAUUGCUAUCCAGUACUAAGAACAUCGAUAAGAGCCGAUUCUAUAAGUUCUUACAUCCACUGCUAGGAUUGGGUUUGCUGAAUAGCACGGGCCCAAAAUGGAUGCAACGUCGCAGGAUUUUAACACCUACAUUUCAUUUUAACAUACUCAAUGGUUUCCAUCAAACGUUCGUUGAGGAAUGUGAUCAAUUAAUAGCGACGCUGUCCAAAGAUGCCAGUUUAGGAAGAGCUACAAAGCUGCAACCCGUGAUGUCCAGGUUUACCUUGAGUACUAUAUGUGAAACUUCAAUGGGUGUAAAGCUAUCAUCUACGGCAGGUGCUGACGAAUAUCGACAGAAGCUGUACGAAAUCGGAGAAAUGUUAGUUCACCGACUGAUGCGACCAUGGUUGCACAGUGAUUUAGCGUGUAAGCUUAACGGGUACCAAAACGCUCUGCAGAAAUUGUUACUUCCAGUUCACUCUUUUACAACUGGUAUUAUUAACCAACGAAGACAGGAGUUCCAACAAAUUUCUGACAAGACGGAAGUCAUUACCGAAGAAAACCUUUACACCAGCACAAAGAAGCGUUACGCCAUGCUGGAUUCACUGUUACUAGCUGAACAGAAGCAACAGAUUGACGACGAAGGUAUCCGCGAGGAAGUGGAUACGUUCACCUUCGAGGGGCACGACACUACAGCGUCGGCACUGGUGUUCAUCUUCUUUACUCUGGCGAGAGAGCAACACGUCCAGGAACGAAUACAUAAGGAAAUCUGCGAAGUAAAAAGCCAAAAAUUGGUUAAAGAUGGACCAUUCAGUCCACAAGAUUACGCGGAAAUGAAGUUCAUGGAUAGGGCGAUAAAAGAAUGUCUCCGUCUGUGGCCACCGGUGACGUUCAUCUCGAGAGCUGUUUCCGAAGACAUCGUACUGUCGGAUGGCAACAUUAUACCGGCGGGUGUCGUUGUCAACCUUCAUAUCUUUGACUUGCAUCGAGACCCGGAGCAGUUUCCAGAUCCUGAUGUAUUUAACGCGGACCGCUUCCUACCGGAGAACGUUGAUCGUAGGAAUCCAUAUGCUUACGUACCGUUUAGCGCCGGGCCAAGAAACUGUAUCGGUCAGAAGUAUGCGAUGAUGGAACUGAAGGCCGUUAUCGCACAUACGCUACUGCAGUUCAAGGUACUGCCGAAGACACGCUUGGAAGAGAUAAACUUUGUGGCAGAUCUCGUGCUUCGGAGCAGUAAUACGAUUGAGGUUAGAUUCGUGAAGCGAGAAUAAUUCCAUCCAGUGUGGUAAUGAAACCAAGCAGAUCAUUCCGAUAUGGAGUAGACGAAUCCCAAUUCAUCUCAGCUACUCUGUUCAUCUCACAAGGAAUACGGUAACUCAACUUCACAGAAUCUACCAUUUGAGUAGUGGUAUAAAUUCCUUUGGACAUUUCUCGUUAUUUUAGCAGUCAUCACAUUCUUCAAAUGAGCGAUGCAAAUUAAAAAAUAAAGCACUCAUAAUUA